AUGACUGAUCUUGAGAAAAAGAUAGAUGAGACCCAAGAGGUCUACAGCAUCGACUGGUCUCCUGAAGAGGAGGCAGCUGUACGAUUCCACAUUGACAGGACAGUCAUCCCAUUAGCUUUGUUCAUGUACAUCUUUGCCUUCCUUGAUCGAGUAAACAUUGGAAAUGCACGUGCAUACUCCUUGGAUACCAAGACUGGGCUCGGCGCAAUGGAAAGGGAUAACGGCAUGAGCGGGAACGACUACAACAUGGUGCUGUCCAUGUUCUUUGUCCCAUACUGUGCUCUUGAACCGUUUUCCAACCUUGCAUUGAUCCGAUUCCGUCCUUCUGUCUGGCUGUCACGUAUCAUGUUGACUUGGGGUAUCUUCUCAACAUGCAUGGCUGCAUCUGGUUCAUAUGCAGCUUUGAUGACCAUCCGUAUCUUCAUGGGAGCUGCCGAAGCGGGCCUGUUUCCUGGAGUUGCUUUCUGGCUGACGUUCUGGUACAAGCCAUCUGAAAUCUCUGGUCGUAUCUCAUUCUUCUAUGGCGGUGCUUCAUUUGCUACUGCAUUCUCUGGCCUGAUUGCCACUGGUGUCUUCUACAUGGAUGGUAAAGGUGGUCUUGCCGCUUGGAGAUGGAUCUUCUUGCUCGAGGGUCUCCCAUCAGUCAUUCUCGGAAUUGUGUUUUAUUUCUUGAUUCCCGACUAUCCUGAAACUUGCAAGUUCCUGUCUGAGCGUGAACGUGAAAUUGCAGUUACUCGUCUUCGAGUCGACCCUGCCCAUGCCGCCGUCAAAGUCUUCAAGCGAGACGAAAUCUGGCCCGUUUUGCGCGAAUGGCAAUUGUGGGUUCAGACGGCUGUCUUUUUGAUGGGUAUUACUCCUCAAUACGCAAUUGCAUACUUUCAACCUACUAUUUUGGCAUACCUGGGAUACACUGGUGUCGCCUCGCAAUGGAUGACUGUUCCAACCACGCUCUGGAACGCCAUAGGCAUGUUCUUCUUGAUUGUGUCAACGGCUCAAAGAAAAUACGUUUUGUUCUUGAUCAUUCUAUCAAACAUCUCGGACCGCAUCCGUGACCGAUCUGGAAUCCUCAUCUGCGGUCUAUUCAUAACCAGUAUCGCCUUCGUGAUCAUGGCCACAGUGUGGUCGCCUCCUUCCGUUGCAUAUGGAAUGCUCUUUGUCGUCCCAGCUUAUUCUGCGACCGUAUCUCUCUUGCACGGAUGGGUAGCCAACAACCACAAAUCUCACACUGCUCGUGGAUUUGCUAUGGGCCUCAUGAAUGGCCUUGGUGGUAUUUCCGGCGCAAUUGGUGGUCAGAUUUACAGGGCUGCCGAUGCUCCUCACUUCCCAAUUGGUAACUCGAUUAACGCUGGUUUGUUGCUUGCUUCCGCCUUCCUUGCCAUAAUUGUCCGUCUCACAUACGUCUUGGCCAACCGAAAAAUCGAUGCCAGAAACGCUGCACUUGUUGCCAGUGGUGCUGAGUUGACUGAGGAACAAAAAUGGAGAUACACUCUAUAA
Molecule: messenger RNA, 1494 nt
Organism: Synchytrium microbalum
Lineage: Eukaryota; Fungi; Chytridiomycota; Chytridiomycetes; Synchytriales; Synchytriaceae
Exons: 11
Coding region: 1-1494 (497 amino acids)
Biological process (GO): transmembrane transport
Cellular component (GO): membrane
Molecular function (GO): transmembrane transporter activity
Source: RefSeq, a predicted model, not a curated record